UCUGUCAGACUAAUGGGGGCAUGAUGAGAGAGUCUAUCAUGGCUGUUUCCUUGGUACGGUGGCUAAACAGAUUGAAUGUUUUCUUGUUGAUUUGUCCACUCUGUGUCUCAGCCUUCUUGAAUCUAGAAGAGCUGAAUGAGAUGAAAUAUGGGAUUCAAAUUCUUCCCGAUCCCGUCAUGUUGGGGCAGACCAAGGCAGAGGAGGUGAUGAUGGUGUCCAGUAAGUACAAGCAGCUGUAUGAGUGUCGACUUCCAGCCCAGGCCGUCCGGUUCCACCAGGACUCAGCCUCUGAGCCGGAAUCACAUGGGUACACUGGGCCGGACAUCCCAGAACUACUCAGUCCAAUGCACAGUGCCCAGUGUCUGGUGAAGACGAAGGACUGGUGGACGUAUGAGUUCUGCCAUGGUCGGCACAUCAGACAGUACCACCUUGAAGACACAGAAAUCAAAGGGGACAUUCUCUUCCUGGGUCAUUAUGAAUCUGAAUUUGAUUGGAGUAAUGACACAGCAAAGGCCUCGAAACAGCACAGACUGAAGCGCUACCACAGCCAGUCCUAUAGAAAUGGCUCAAAGUGCGACCUCAUUGGAAUUCCAAGAGAGACUGAAGUCCGGGCUAAAGACGUGGACUAUGGCAGCUUUGUGGGUCUGAUGGGGCGGAGAAGUGCUGCUCACCCAAACAGACGCAUGGCGCACACUCUCGCUGAUCUGGUGAAUCACUGGUGUCAACGCUUUCUGCAGUGCGACAUGUAA
Molecule: messenger RNA, 749 nt
Organism: Notothenia coriiceps (black rockcod)
Lineage: Eukaryota; Metazoa; Chordata; Actinopteri; Perciformes; Nototheniidae
Product: protein OS-9-like
Exons: 8
Coding region: 21-749 (242 amino acids)
Biological process (GO): endoplasmic reticulum unfolded protein response; retrograde protein transport, ER to cytosol; ERAD pathway
Cellular component (GO): endoplasmic reticulum lumen
Source: RefSeq, a predicted model, not a curated record